Messenger RNA from Staurois parvus, 594 nucleotides. Lineage: Eukaryota; Metazoa; Chordata; Amphibia; Anura; Ranidae. The record is from the annotation of a GenBank genome assembly.
AGACCCACAGUUAAAGCUUCAUGUGAAUUCUGCUGUGACAAGUGUCAUGCUGCGUUGGAGGGAGAUAACAUACUGCGCUGUUUCAGUUUGUCCUGCUCACAUACUGUAAGAAGACAGCAACUGGUCCUUAGGUUGCAGAAUCUUCAGAAGGCUGUUCAAAAGGCUCGAGAGCACAUACAGGAGAACCAUCCAGAUGUGGCAAUAGGACUGCUAACGUCUUGUUUAUCUGAAGCCAGUGAAUUUCUUUCGAACAAUCAUAUGUUGGUUGGCGAGAUUUUUGAUCAUUUGGCACAGGGUGAAGCAUCAAGAGGUGAUUGGGUCACAGCAGCAAGGCAUCUUAAAAAAAGUAUCCAGAUUGUGACACAGCGUUUUGGAGCCUCCAGUUUAGAAGUUGGACAUGAAUUGUUUAAGCUGGCACAGAUCCUAUUUAAUGGUGUGGCAGAUGCAUUGAGUACUAUUGUGAGAGCUCAGCAUAUACUUUGUUUGCAUUAUGGACCCGACCAUUGCUUAAUCCAAGAGCUGCAUGAAAUGAAGACGUGUCUGCAGGAGCUCCCUGGAAUGGAUGCUUCACUGGAGAGAAAAUGCUACAGCUAG